Molecule: messenger RNA, 1551 nt
Organism: Apus apus (common swift)
Lineage: Eukaryota; Metazoa; Chordata; Aves; Apodiformes; Apodidae
Gene: SIRT4
Product: sirtuin 4
Exons: 5
Coding region: 50-1009 (319 amino acids)
Molecular function (GO): NAD-dependent protein lysine deacetylase activity; NAD+ binding
Source: RefSeq, a predicted model, not a curated record
CAGCCCCUUCCUCCCGCGGUCGCGCAGGGCAGCACGAUGAGAGUUGAACAUGUUCUCUACCAGGAAGUUGUCCGGAGUCUGCAGAGCCAUCAGAUGCCAUCAUUUCAGAUCCCAUUCUGUAUCCAGGACCUCUCCAAACUUGGCUUUCGUGCCAGCCUGUCUUCCCCCAGAUCCUGUGGAAGUAGAGAAGCUGCAAUGCUUUAUUUCCAACUCCAAGAGACUGUUUGUGAUGACUGGAGCUGGCAUCUCGACUGAAUCGGGGAUCCCGGAUUACCGCUCUGAAGGCGUGGGGCUCUACGCCCGGACAGACAGACGGCCCGUCCAACACACCGAGUUCGUGCGCAGCGCCAGCGCCCGGCAGAGGUACUGGGCAAGGAACUUUGUGGGCUGGCCCCAGUUCUCCUCCCACCAGCCCAACACAGCACACCUGGUACUAAGAGACUGGGAGAAGCUGGGGAAGCUGCACUGGCUGGUGACCCAGAAUGUGGACGCCCUUCACAGCAAAGCCGGGAGCCAGCGCAUGACAGAGCUGCACGGCUGCACACACAGGGUUUUCUGCCUGGCCUGUGGAGACCAAAUCUUGCGUUCUGAGCUUCAGGAGCACUUUGAAGCUCUGAAUCCUACCUGGAAAGCUGAAGCAUUUGGUGUGGCUCCGGAUGGGGAUGUCUUCCUGACAGAUGAGCAGGUGUGUAACUUCCAAGUCCCAGCCUGCCGGAAAUGUGGUGGAAUCCUGAAGCCUGAUGUGACCUUCUUUGGAGACACAGUGAGCCGGGAAAAAGUGGAUUUUGUGCACCAGCGCCUGGCAGAAUCAGACUCCAUGCUGGUGGCAGGAUCCUCUAUGCAGGUGUACUCUGGUUACAGGUUUGCUCUUGCUGCUUGGGAGAAGAAGCUGCCCAUUGCAGUCCUUAACAUUGGGCCCACAAGGCUGGAUCACUUUGCAUCCUUAAAACUGAAUUCCCGCUGUGGGGAGCUGCUGCCUUUGAUUGUUGUACAUGACUCAACAAGCUGAGCUUUAGUAGCUAUCAGGAGUAAAAUUAUAUCUUCAAGGAUUAUUGGGCUGCCGCACCUGAGAACAGAGUACCUUUCUUGUAAGUGUCCCUAGAGAAGAAGGGAGGACUGAGUAACCUGACACUAGCACAGGAGGAGGAUGUGGAAAACCACAGGAUCUGUUGGGAGAUCCAGUGCCAAUGCCAGAGGCACAAGGAGCUGCAGUUGUCAUUUAAGUGGAAAAAAAAAAAAAAGGUUCAAAAUAGAAGCUGAACUGUUCUUGUAAGAGAUCACUGGAAAGCACAGACUGUAAGGCUGACAGCUUCUAGCAAGGGGGAGAAGUCAGCAUUUCUCUCAAGUGUCAUUUGACAAGCUAAACUGCUUACUAUGUGAACCCUUUAAAAAUUAUAUAUUGUUGAGAUGCCAGAGGAGUUACUUUAUGCUAAUCUGGCCAGCACUGCUGUCUGGCUGGCUGCUGUGUUUUCCAGAAUGCAUUUUUUUGGGAAAUGUUAUUUAAUUAAUGAAUAGCUAAGAAGUGAAUUAAAAUUGUUUACAAGCCCAGUA